Drosophila elegans is the source of this 404-nucleotide messenger RNA. RefSeq names its product eukaryotic translation initiation factor 3 subunit F-like. The transcript is spliced from 2 exons. The record is from RefSeq and is a predicted model, not a curated record. Lineage: Eukaryota; Metazoa; Arthropoda; Insecta; Diptera; Drosophilidae. Bases 166 to 333 code for a protein of 55 amino acids.
UAACUCAUUGCUUAAGCUGUUGAAAAGUAUAAAAUGUAUUUAUUUUAUUUAAAUAGUCGACAUAUGAGGAGCUAAAAAUGUCUGGUGGAAAAGGAGGGGGAAGUGCUGGUGGAGGAGGCGGAGGGGGAGGAGGAGGUGGUGGUGCAAGUGGUGGGCGUGGCGGUGAUGGCGGAGGAUGAGAACAAAAAAGAUAAUGAAAGUAAGAAAAAUCCAAGAGAUGGUCAGGAUGGAGGAUCUGGACGUGGUGGCGAUGGAGGUGGUAAACAAGGAGGACGAGGAGGAGGCAAGAAAUCAGAAAACGACGAUGGCAAAGAAAACCAAAUUAAAAAAUAGAAAGGGCACAAGAGUAAUCAUUUAUUUGAAAGGUUCUAUUUGACACCUAAAAUAUAAUACUCAAAUUCUAA